AUGAUGAGACGGCUGGUUGACGUUGCAGCGGGGCUCCUGUCGGGCUUCGACAAAGACAAGGCCUUCGAGGCCAUCUACAAGGAUGCUACGACUGAGCCCAGCGACGCAGACAAGAGCGGUCAGUUUGGUCGGAUCGCUCUCCAGGAGUACCUCUCGAAGGGUUAUGCGCCGAGCAACCACCCCGACGUGAAGCGCUUCGCAGGGGAGCAGAGCGCGAGCCUGACCCUGAACUACAACCUCGCCGACGCUUGCGCGUCUCUGGCAGCUGAGGCCCUCGGCAAGGCGGAUGUCGCCAACCAGCUGCGGGGGCGGAGUCGGAGUUUCAGGAGUAUCUUUGACAACGAGACGAAGUACUUCCGGGCAAAGCGGACGAACGGUGACUGGGAUCGCCAAUUGGAUCCAAUCGCCUGGGGAGACGGCUUUACCGAGGCAGCGGCUGCUCAGUACCGCUUCGAUGCACCCCAGGACGUCCCGGGCCUCGUCGAGCUCAUGGGCGGCAAGACGGAGUUUUGCAAGAAGGUGACGGAGAUGUUCGAGAGCAGCCCGGACUUCAAGGUGGGAACCUACGGUACUGUUAUCCACGAGAUGGAAGAGGCGAGAUCCUUGGGAUCCCAAUUUGGUUUGGGACGCUAUGCCCACAACAACCAGCCGGUCCACCACGUUCUCUAUGUCGCUGUCAUGGGAGGGUGCACCUCUUUCGCGCAGAAGAUGCUCCGAAGGGUCAUGGCCGACCUCUACACAGAGAGCGGCUGGUCUGGCGACGAGGACACCGGGGAAAUGUCGUCCUGGUAUGUGCUCUCAGCACUGGGCCUCUAUAGCCUCGUCCCUGGGAGCGAUGAUCUGGUCCUGGGCAGCCCCGAGGUUCUCAGUGCGAAACUGAGCAUUCCUGGGCGCCCAGUGCUCGCAAUACAGGCGCCAGGAAACACGGCCGAGACCGUCUACGUGACCGGCGCGACGCUGAACCGGCAACCGCUGGGAGACGUUGUGAAGUACUCCAGCCUGGCAAAGGCAGGUGGUGAGUUGACCUUUCAGAUGUCCAGCUCCACCGGCUAG
Molecule: messenger RNA, 1053 nt
Organism: Symbiodinium sp. CCMP2592
Lineage: Eukaryota; Dinophyceae; Suessiales; Symbiodiniaceae
Source: the annotation of a GenBank genome assembly